AUCAGUCAUGGUUCAAACAGUAUUCAUAGCACAGUGAUGUAUUCAUUUCUCCAUGAUCGUGUGCAGUUUUUUACGCUGUCUCACUGUGGAGGCCGACCUUAUAGGAGCAGAGUCGAGCAUUUGCCAGGAAAGCUGAGCUCAGCAGUUAGCAAGUUUUUGACUGAAAUAGUCAACUGAUGUUUUGUUUCAUUUUGUAAGGCUUCAAAGUGUUACAGACAAGCACUUUAAGACGGACUACACACUGGUUUCACGGUUGUGCAGGUGAAGCUGAAGGAAAGACAUCCUUCAUGUUUUCUGUUCUUUGGCUUGGAAGGAAGUUGGUUUGGAAGCAGAUAUGGAGAUGCCUCAUCUUCUGCUCUGAGUUUUUGUGGGAGCUCUAUCACAAACCUGUGGAUUAUGCUUGCAGUGUCCAAGCAUUCGUGUUUUUAUGCAUACCAUGACCCCCACUGCAAUGACUGUAUGCCCCCACUAGGGGAAUCACUGCACCAGUUGAUGACACCAGAUGUCUGAACACCAAGGAAUUUCAUCGUUGACCAUUUCCCUUGUUUCGACCAGAUCGAGGUUGUUGUCUCUGUCCAUAUAUACAUUUACUGAUUCAUCAUUACCAUGAAUGAGUCCCACAACUGCUGUAACAUUCACAGGUUUAUUGAUGAGGAUUUUCUUAUCUGUGAUAGUAGAGUGAACUGCAGUGGACUCUGAACUACAAAAUCCUAUGAAUAAAAUUGGCGGAUUGCCAGGCCCUAUAACCAGUGAACGGGAUACAAGCAGAUCAUAAAAACAGAGGACAUGUAGGAUAUAAAAUAAUUAUAAUGUCACUACAAAGGGAUGGAUGGGAUGAAGGGUUGAAGGAAUAACAUGUCAGUUGGAGGAAGUUCAUUUUGGAAGCAUGCCUGACUUGAGAUGCAGCCUAAUCAUAACAUGUGAAAGUCGUGGUGAAAUUUUUAAGGAGCCUUUCUGAAGCGACUGUUUGGAGAAUGCUGGUUGCUUCUCAGUGGAGCUGAGUAGUAAACAGGAGUCUGACUCACAUCUGGGGCAAAUUAAAGAUGUGGGGAAGAGUGGGAUUGCGAAACUUGAUUUCGGACUCCAGUUUCGCACAGAGGUCUGCAAAUGUUGGAGAAAAGCUACUUUUACAUUUUUCUUGUAAUGUUCUGUAAAACUUUUGACCCCUCUAUGCCACAAUAUGAAUCCUCUCUGCAACGCCACAUGUUGUAAAAAACUGAGGUGAGACAUAUACAUUCCUAGUAACAGUGCUGCGACGGACGUGAGAGGUUUGCCUGCAGCGGAGCUGGACAGUGUCAGCGUUUCCUGAGGAAUGUCAGAAAGGCUCAGCCUGGAUCCGUACGGCACUGACACCCUGCUGGAGAGACUCCAGGGCAUGGGGGCGUCCUGCUCCUCUGGGAGCCCCGCUGAGGCAGCAACCCCACAACCUGGGAUGUACAAGCUGGAGAUCGAGCUGAAGCGAGGACACAACCUCGCCAUCCGAGACCGAGGAGGCUCCAGCGAUCCCUACGUCAAGUUCAAGCUGGCUGGUAAAGAGGUGUUCAGAAGCAAGACCAUCCACAAAAACCUCAACCCGGUGUGGGAGGAGAAGACCACGCUCAUCGUGGACAGUCUGAGCGAACCGCUCUACGUCAAGGUCUUUGACUAUGACUUUGGUCUUCAGGAUGACUUCAUGGGUUCUGCUUUUCUUUACCUGGAGUCUCUAGAGCAGCAGAGGACGAUACCGGUGACUCUGGUGCUGAAGGACCCACAGCUGCCCAACGAGGACCUGGGCUCUCUGGAUCUGGCCGUUACCCUGACGCCUAAAAGCAGCCCCAUGGAGGAGCCUCGAGACGCGGCGCGAGGCGAGGUUAAGACGUAUCGGUGGAAACCUUAUGUGAAUAAAACCAUGCUGCUCAGGAGGUCCUGGAAACGAUCCACGAAGCAGCAGCAGUCAUUGCGUCUCACUGAGGUGCAUCGGAAGUCCCAGCUGUGGCGAGGGAUCGUCAGCAUCACGCUGAUCGAAGGUCGGAACCUCACGCCCAUGGACCCCAACGGCCUGAGUGACCCCUAUGCCAAGUUCAGGCUGGGGCCACAGAAGUACAAGAGCAAGACAAUGUCGAAGACCCUCAGUCCUCAGUGGAGGGAGCAGUUUGACCUUCAUCUUUAUGAGGAGACAGGAGGCGUUCUGGAGAUCACAGUGUGGGACAAAGACACGGGGAGGAGAGACGACUUCAUCGGACGCUGCCAGUUGGAUCUCUCCACUCUGACUAAAGAGAAGACCCAUCACCUGGAGCUGCCGCUGGAGGAGUCCCGGGGCCACCUGGUGCUGCUGGUCACGCUGACGGCGUCGGCGGCGGUCUCCAUCGCCGACCUGUCCCUCACGCCGCUGGAGGACCCAGAGGAACGCAGAGAGAUCCUCAAACGAUACGGUGUGAGGAGGUCGUUGUCCAACCUGAGGGACGUGGGCAUCGUCCAGGUGAAGGUGCUGAGAGCCGAGGGGCUGAUGGUGGCAGACGUAACGGGUAAAAGUGACCCUUUCUGUGUGCUGGAGCUGAAUAACGACAGACUGCAGACACACACCGUAUACAAGAAUCUCAACCCCGAGUGGAACAAAGUCUUUACCUUCAAUGUGAAAGAUGUCCACUCGGUCCUGGAGGUGUCGGUGUUUGACGAAGACAGAGACAGGAGUGCUGACUUCCUGGGAAAAGUGGCCAUUCCUCUUUUGAAUAUCCGUAACGGCAUCCAGAGAGCCUACCUGCUGAAAAACAAGGAGCUCACCGCCCCGACCAAAGGAGUCAUCUACCUGGAGAUGGAAGUCGUCUACAACACGAUAAAGGCUGCUUUAAAGACCGUGGUUCCUCCAGAACAGAAAUACGUUGAGGAAGAACCAAAAGUUUCCAAGCAGCUGCUGCAGCAGAACUUUAACCGGGUCAAGCGUUGCAUCAUGGUCCUCUUCAGCUUUGGUACCUACAUUAACAGCUGCUUUGAGUGGGAGUCGUCACAGAGGAGCAUCACUGCUUUCAUUGUACGGAGAAAACACACACACACUCACACACGCAUGUACACGCAUACACACACCCACCCACACAAGCCUAUGCAGUUUGCUCUUUCCCCACCGUGUCUGCUCUGUCCCCAGCUGUUCGUGGUUCUGGUCUGGAACUUUGAGUUCUACAUGCUGCCACUUGGCCUGGUUCUGCUGCUGGCCUGGAACUUCUUCUUCUCCUCAGGCAGAGAGACGGCGGAGACGUCCAUGGAGGCCAUGUUUGACUGGGAGGAUGAUGAAGAGGACAAGGAAGAAAAGGACUCUGAGCACAAAGGCUUCAUGGAUAAACUGUACGCCAUCCAGGACGUAUUCAUCAGCGUGCAGACCGCUCUGGAUGAAGUCGCUUCGUUUGGAGAAAGGUUAAAGAACACCUUCAACUGGACAGUGCCUUUCCUCAGCUGGUUGGCGAUCGCUGCCUUGAGCCUGGCCACUCUGCUGCUCUACCUCAUACCGCUGCGAUACCUGGUACUCGCCUGGGGUGUGAACAAGUUCACUAAGAAGCUCCGUGAUCCAUACAUGAUCGACAACAACGAACUUCUGGACUUCCUGUCUAGAGUUCCGUCUGAUGUUCAAAUGAUGCAGUACAGAGAGCUGAGAGCCGAUCCGGGACAAAGCCCCACCAAGCGCAGGCGAACGAACCCCAGCUAGCUGCAAACUGCAAACUCUGUACAUUCAUUGUAAUUUCGUAUUUGGUUUCUUAACUGUGUCCUCUUGUACAUUUGAUUCGGACGAAAAUGCAUUUACUGAUUUUUUUUUAUUUUUUUUUUAUUUUGUUGUUACCAAACUGAAUUGUUUUGUAAAUAUUUGAAAGAAAAAGAUGUUUUUUUUUAAUCUAAUUUAUUUCUCUCCACUUGUUAAAGUGAUGAAAUAAAGGAAUGUGUCGUCUGCAUGCAGUGCUGCUGUCGCAUGCAACAGGAGCAGAGUCAUUCUGGCCUGAACGUGUCGUCGCUGUGUCUGAAAACAGAGCUGCAUGCUGUUCCUGCUCCGACCCACGAUGGUUUUCCUUUUAUUCCCGUCAGUCAGGAGAACAAAUGUUUUUGUCUGAAUUCCGUUUCAAGCACAUGGCAACAGCCAAAAUCACUGCAGCCUAAAAAUUUCUCCACUCAGAUAAGUUUUUAUAUUCCUGGGGUUCUCAUGAGUGGUUAUGAGCAGUCAGUGUCUUACUUCCGGUUUGUAGCUUUUAUUAUCUGAUGAAUGCCAGUUUGAAACAGCUUUAGAACAAAAUUUUACCAAGUAAUUUUGAUAAGAUGUUCAAGCAUCUGAGCACACUUGAAAUAAGGCAAAACUGACUUCCAAGUAAGAUACAGGAGCUUGUUUUAACUUAAUAAUUCCUUCAUAUUUAUAGAAAAAGUACUUGUUCUGUUGUCAGAUUAUUUCAUUUAUAGCAUGGGAAAAAUAUUUUCUUAUAGGUGGAAUAAUUUGCUGGUGAAAUUUGUACUUUGUAAAACAAUAUUAAGGUGUUGUCUAAAACAAACUCUUAUAUCUGACUGGAUGUUACCAGUUAUUUAGUUUUGUCUUCUUUCAAGUGUAUGAACAUAUUUGCACCAGACAAAAUGACUUUGUAAGUAACUUUAUCUACUUAAUAAGUUAAUAAAAUGACUUCUUGGCAGAUUGAUAGAUUGACAGCUGAAGGUUUCCCAUGUUGGAAAGAAACAAGCAAAACUGCUCAACUCGUCUUAGAUUUUAUUUUUGAAACUCUUUCAGUCACAAAUGUAAAUCUGGGUGGUUUAAGGAGCAAAAAUAACGUCUACCGUUCCUGUCUUUGCUGCACAAACACAAUAGAGGGGAUUGCUUUGUCAAUCUGUUUUAAUCUACAGCAAAAAAAAACAUUGAGACAUAGCUCUAAAUUUAUUCAACUUCUAAAUAUUUCUGACUUUAUAGAAGUUAAAAUGUUGUAAACAUAAAUGAAAUGUCGUCUUCCUUACACCUGUUCCCAGAGUAAAGGAAAUAAAAAUCUGUUAACUGUCAAUGCGAUUUUAUCGUAACUUUUAAAGUAUUUAAUGACCGUUCUUUAAGGUCUGCAGCAUUUGUCCAGUUAGAUUUUUCUUUUUCUCAUCUUGUUUCUUUCAAAUGCAAAUUAUUGGACGUCUCCAUCAUUUUUGUCUUGAUGUGGAAGUGAGAUGGUAAAUGUACCACACACCUGGAUAUGUGUUUAUUUAGGCGUCUUUUACUCGGCUGGUAAAAAUUAGCAAAAGAAAGAAAUCCAGACAAAAAAUGAACUGACUGGACAUCCACCAAAAGUAUUCCAUAUUUUCAGUCUGUUGUAAACCAAACAAACAUAAACUGAAUCACUUUUGAACAAAAAUGUUGAUCUAAAUUCUGGGAACAAUAAUUUGGUGCUUUUCUCAUAAGAGUGGAUUUUUCCAGCCUUGUGUAACUUUGUAACUUUUCACAAGUCCGUUCUUGUUAAAAGAACACAGUUAAUUCAACCAGACGUGUGAAUUAUACAGUAUCUGUUUAAUGCUUUGAGUGGGAAUGCAGCUAAUAUCAGGCAUUUGCAGCUGAUCUCCUCCCAGUGUUUACAACUGCUGGGAAUCAGUUUCUCUGGUUUCAUCAACAGCUUUUUCAGCAGAUGUCAGUGUUCAUAUCAAUGAGCACUGAUGUCUGAUCGCCAAAGAACAAGAAGCUUAUUUGACCCUGUUUGUGCUCCUUUUUGAAGAUUUUUUCCAGCUGCUCUUUGUUUUAUCGACUCUCCUCACUUUGUUGAUCCUGUUUUAUCGCUGUCUUCCUCUCAGCAUCUCCGUCUUUGUCUUUUUUAACUUUGGGAUGCAAAGACCUGCAUGUAUGUGGAAGCUGCUGUCUGUAAGUGUUUUGCAUGAUUGAUCCUAAACUAUACAAGUGCAUUUAUCAACACUAAAUGUGCGUAAAAGCUCUGAUUAUUGAUCCGACGUACUGUUAACUCCCCCUGACGAAUCCUCGCUUCUGUUGUAUUGAACUGUUUUUGACUUCUUUCUCUGAGAAAAUAUAUUUCUUCACAGACGUG
Molecule: messenger RNA, 6008 nt
Organism: Poeciliopsis prolifica (blackstripe livebearer)
Lineage: Eukaryota; Metazoa; Chordata; Actinopteri; Cyprinodontiformes; Poeciliidae
Gene: mctp1b
Product: multiple C2 domains, transmembrane 1b
Exons: 21
Coding region: 1313-3673 (786 amino acids)
Biological process (GO): regulation of neurotransmitter secretion
Cellular component (GO): synaptic vesicle membrane
Molecular function (GO): calcium ion binding
Source: RefSeq, a predicted model, not a curated record